Pisolithus orientalis is the source of this 162-nucleotide messenger RNA. RefSeq lists its product as uncharacterized. The annotation marks the transcript as partial. The record is from RefSeq and is a predicted model, not a curated record. The transcript has a single exon. Lineage: Eukaryota; Fungi; Basidiomycota; Agaricomycetes; Boletales; Pisolithaceae.
AAUUAUUCUGAAUGUGUUCUUGACAUUCCCUCUCCUGGUCUUCAAUUCAAUUACUGGCCUGGCACUGUUGUAGCCUUUUCUGGCUGGCUUUUGUGGCAUGGUGUGAAUGAUGUGAGCAGCAACUGUUGCUCACUAGCAUUCUACAUGUGGGACAAUAUUCAA